AUGUCGGCAGAGACCACCAGCACGGUGGCCAAAGUGCUCAAGCCCACCAUCCUCAUCCUCAUCGCCGUCGUUGCCAUCGCAAGUCGUCUCUUCUCCAUCAUCCGCUUCGAGUCUGUCAUCCACGAGUUCGAUCCAUGGUUCAACUACCGCACCACCCAGCACCUUGUCAAGAACGGUUUCUACGAGUUCUGGAACUGGUUCGAUGAAAAGUCGUGGUACCCCCUUGGACGCGUUGUCGGAGGCACUGUCUACCCCGGUAUCAUGGUCACCAGUGCCCUGAUCCACAAUGUCCUCCACUUCUUCAACUUCCCAGUCGAUAUCCGCAACGUCUGUGUCUUCCUCGCCCCCAUGUUCUCGGGCCUGACCGCGUUUUCAGCCUACUUGCUCACCAAGGAACUCAAGGACUCUUCAGCUGGCCUGUUGGCGGCCGCGUUCCUCGGUGUCGCUCCCGGCUACAUAUCUCGUUCCGUUGCUGGUUCGUACGAUAACGAGGGUAUUGCCAUCUUCUUGCUGGUAUUCACCUUUUACCUCUGGAUCAAGGCCGUCAAGACUGGCAGUGCUUUCUUUGGACUCUUGACUGCGCUCUUUUACUUUUACAUGGUGUCCGCCUGGGGUGGAUACGUAUUCAUCACCAACCUGCUUCCUCUCCAUGCGUUCACCUUGCUGCUUAUGGGCCGCUACUCGAACCGUCUCUAUGUCUCAUAUUCGACCUUCUACGCCGUCGGAACGCUCCUGUCGAUGCAAAUUCCCUUUGUCGGAUUCCAGCCCACUCGUACCAGUGAACACAUGGCUGCCCUGGGAGUGUUUGGUCUCCUUCAGCUUUAUGCGUUUGCAGAGUUGGUCCGUGGCCACGUCUCGCCCAAGCAGUUCAAGGCAUUGUUGAAGGGAGGUAUUGCUGCUAUCAGUGUCCUUGCUGUCAUCGGCCUGACCCUCCUCAGUCUCUCUGGAGUGAUCGCGCCCUUCACUGGCCGCUUCUACUCGCUCUACGACACUGGUUACGCCAAGAUCCAUAUCCCUAUUAUCGCCUCGGUCUCGGAGCAUCAGCCCACAGCCUGGACGUCGUUCUUUUUCGAUCUUCAGAUGCUGAUCUUCUUGUUCCCUGCGGGAGUGUACCUGUGCUUCAAGGAGCUUAAGGAUGAACAUGUGUUCAUUAUUCUGUACUCGGUCUUUGCAUCGUAUUUUGCUGGAGUCAUGGUCCGUCUCAUGUUGACGCUCACGCCCGUGGUCUGCGUGUCUGCUGCAAUUGCGUACUCGACUCUGUUGGACACCUAUCUUGAAAGGUCCGAGCAUGUUCUGGCCACGACUCUCAACGGCGCCCAGCCAGCUCGCAUCUUUCCGACCGAUGCCACUGUCUCGAGUGCGGCGGCUGCUGAUGCCAAGACUGCCAGCACUGCCGCUGGCGCCAGCGCGAGCAAGAAGUCUGGAUUGAAGGGCAGCAGCAAGACUGAGGUCAAGGCUGCAGCUAAGGAUGCGGAGAGCAAGGCCCAUGGAAAAUCUGGCGUGGCUGGUAGCGAGAGGAAGAGGUUUCCGAUCUUUAACUGGGACUCUCGGGCGAUAGUGAUCAUGCAGCUGACUUGGUUCCUGUUCAUGUUUGCGUGGCACUGCACAUAUGUGACAUCGGGAUCGUACUCUUCGCCUUCGAUUGUUCUGGCGACGCGCAAUCAUGAUGGAUCGCAGUUGAUUAUCGAUGACUUCCGUGAGGCGUACUACUGGCUGAGGAAGAACACGAAGGAGGAUGCGAAGGUGAUGUCGUGGUGGGAUUAUGGAUACCAGAUGGCAGGUAUGGCCAAUGUCACAACGUUGGUCGACAACAACACCUGGAACAACACGCACAUUGCGACUGUCGGAAAGGCAAUGGCGACGUCCGAGGAAGUCUCGUACAAAGUCCUGCGCCAGCACGAUGUGGACUAUGUGCUGAUUCUCUUUGGAGGAGUGAUCGGAUACUCGGGCGAUGACAUCAACAAGUUCCUGUGGAUGAUCCGUAUCGCUGAGGGAGUUUAUCCGAACGAUGUGAAGGAGACCAAUUUCUUCACGAGCCGUGGAGAGUACAAGGUCGACCAUGAUGCGACGCCGACGAUGAAGAACUCGUUGUUGUACAAGAUGUCGUACUACCGUUUCUCGGAACUCGCGGGUGGAAAUGCUUUGGACCAUGUUCGUCAGGCGCGCAUGCCCGCAGAGGGUCCUACUUUGAGCGUUUUGGAAGAGGCGUACACAACGAGCAAUUGGCUGGUCCGCAUUUACAAGGUCAAGGACUUGGACAACCUGGGACGCGACCUGAAGGACGCCACCGCAUUUGACAAGGGCCGCGCCCGCAAGGUGUCGUCUUUGAAGAGACGAUAA
Gamsiella multidivaricata is the source of this 2340-nucleotide messenger RNA. Its product is annotated as oligosaccharyl transferase STT3 subunit. Gene Ontology annotation, cellular component: membrane. Gene Ontology annotation, biological process: post-translational protein modification. The transcript is spliced from 4 exons. Bases 1 to 2340 code for a protein of 779 amino acids. The record is from RefSeq and is a predicted model, not a curated record. Gene Ontology annotation, molecular function: dolichyl-diphosphooligosaccharide-protein glycotransferase activity. Lineage: Eukaryota; Fungi; Mortierellomycota; Mortierellomycetes; Mortierellales; Mortierellaceae.